AUGGGGCAGUGGGGCUGGCUCCUCCUGUGGGUGCUGGUGACGCCCCUCGGAGCCAGACCUCUGUCCCCUAACAGCACCGACCAGGACACAGGGCCACGCAGGGCCGAGACGGGGCAGGCGCCGCAGCCGCUCUGGUUCAAUUAUCCCGACGAUGACAGAGCCAAGAUCCUGGCGACCUACCGCUACAUCGGGGAGCAGCCAGUGUUCUUCACAGCCAAUCCCCUCCCCCGACUCCUGCACCACAUCCUGUUUGGAUCCAUCCUGCUGACCCUGCUCUUCUUCCUCUACCAGAUCUUCAGCACAAUGUAG
Molecule: messenger RNA, 309 nt
Organism: Malaclemys terrapin pileata
Lineage: Eukaryota; Metazoa; Chordata; Testudines; Emydidae
Gene: FIMP1
Product: chromosome 4 C16orf92 homolog
Exons: 3
Coding region: 1-309 (102 amino acids)
Biological process (GO): fusion of sperm to egg plasma membrane involved in single fertilization
Source: RefSeq, a predicted model, not a curated record